UUACGUCAUACCCGGAAGCGGCGGCCUGAGCGGAGCCGGCAGCGAUGAGCGGGGAGCCGGGGCACUCGUCCGUAGCGCCGCCUCCCGGGGAGGUCGAGCCGGGAAGUGGGGUUCGCAUCGUGGUGGAGUACUGUGAACCCUGCGGCUUCGAGGCGACCUACCUGGAGCUGGCGAGUGCAGUCAAGGAGCAGUACCCCGGCAUCGAGAUCGAGUCGCGCCUGGGGGGCACAGGAGCCUUUGAGAUCGAAAUCAACGGACAGCUGGUGUUCUCAAAGCUGGAGAAUGGGGGCUUCCCAUAUGAGAAAGAUCUCAUAGAGGCCAUCCGAAGAGCCAGUAACGGAGAGCCCCUAGAAAAGAUCACCAACAGCCGUCCUCCCUGUAUCAUCCUGUGACUGCACAUGACUCUGGGUUCCUGCUUUGUUCCGGGGUCCAAGCCUUGGUUGGUCUGUUUGGUCCUGCUGGGAGCUCUCCCUGCCUCUUUCCUCUUACUUAGCUCCUGGUAGCUAAGAGACCCUGGCCUCCACUUUGCUCCGUUGGAUAUAAGGAGGGAAUAAAAGCUUCUGUGGUUUUGGAGUAGGAGAGAGAUGCUCUCCAUGGACAUUUCCACAGCCACCAUAUUACCCCCUUCCCAGGGUCAGUGCCCACAAAAGCCGAGUCCUCUCCCCAUCUUGGCAGUACCUGUCAGAUACCACAGUAGAUCUAAUUUAUUCUCCCUGAUCCCUGAGCAGUCCUAGCUAUUGGCAAUAAAGUGGCACUAUAAACAC
Molecule: messenger RNA, 764 nt
Organism: Nycticebus coucang (slow loris)
Lineage: Eukaryota; Metazoa; Chordata; Mammalia; Primates; Lorisidae
Gene: MIEN1
Product: migration and invasion enhancer 1
Exons: 4
Coding region: 45-392 (115 amino acids)
Biological process (GO): negative regulation of apoptotic process; positive regulation of filopodium assembly
Source: RefSeq, a predicted model, not a curated record